Molecule: messenger RNA, 1385 nt
Organism: Aegilops tauschii subsp. strangulata
Lineage: Eukaryota; Viridiplantae; Streptophyta; Magnoliopsida; Poales; Poaceae
Molecular function (GO): protein binding
Source: RefSeq, a predicted model, not a curated record
GACCUGUGCGCCGGCAGCCAAUUCCCCAGAUCAAUUGACAUCCUCCGCCUGAGCACGAGGGGAGAUGGCUCCCCGCCGCCGCAGCCCCUCUCCGCCGCCUGCCUCUCUCCCAGACGACGACGACAUGCUCCGGGAGAUUCUCCUCCGCCUCCCCCCGCGGCCUUCCUCCCUCCCCCGGGCCUCCCUCGUCUGCAAGCGUUGGCGCAGCCUCGCCGCCGAUCCCCAAUUCCGACGCCGCUUCCGCGACCACCACGGCAAGCCCCCUUUCCUUGGCUUCUUUCUCGAGGACUAUCCGUCCUCUCCGUUUGUUCCAAUACUGGAUCGACCAGAUCGCAUCCCCGGCGCUCGCUUCUCCAUGACUCUCAACAAGGGCAACCGCAUCGUCGACUGCCGUCACGGACUCGUCCUUUUCAUCCGCCGUCGCCCGCGGCGCCGCCUACUUGUGUGGGACCCCGUCGCCCGCGACCAGCGCCGGCUCAUCGUCCCACCAGAGCUGGACAACGACCAGAUGCUCAUGUUCAACGGGGCCGUGCUUCGCCCUGCCAGCGGCCAAGGCCAUUUCCAGGUGGCCCUGAUAGCCCAUGCCAGACUUAGUAAUCAUACAAGAGUUUUCGCAUGCCUUUACUCAUCGGAGACCGGGAUAUGGAGCAAAAUCAAUUCACUGCAGCUGCAAUCGUAUAUGGCCAUGCCAGAACCCAGUACUUUGAUUGGGAAUUCCUUUUGCUGGUUACUUAAGGUGCCACCUGACCUUCAAGAUGUCAUACUUGAGUUUGAUCUGGAUAGGCAGAGCCUAACUGUGACAGAGCUGCCACCACAAGUAAAAGCUCGCCCUUUCAAGUUAAGGAUUGUGCCGACCGAAGAUGGUGGGCUUGGCAUCAUCCAUCUCUCAACAUUUCAGGGCCAAUUAUGGAAGAGAGAGCCUGGUUCUGUAUGGGUGCACGACGGAGCUAUUGAAUUCGAGGAGCUCAGAUCAGCUUGUAAGGGAGACCGAUACCCCCUCAUUGUGGGGUUUUCCGAGGACAGUAAUGCAAUCCUUGUACAGACGAAUUCUGGUGUUUUCAUGGUCUAUCUCCGGUCCAUGGAGUUUAAGAAAAUUUCCAAUAUGGGGGACUUCCAUCUCCAUUAUCCAUUUGCAUGCUUCUAUCCUGGAGCACCAGAUGCAUAACAGUUGGAAAUUGACCCAAUAGCUAUUGUCGGUUGUGGAAGAGCCCUGCUGUGAUUAGCUAGUUCAGAUGUACAAGUGGAAAAUAAUAAAUAGGCCGAACCUAUUGUGUUUCUAGUCAGGUUUUUAUUUUUGGCAUGUCUUGAUUUCUUUUUGCUUAGUCUGACAAGGAAUUGAGUUCACUAAAUAUAAUUUCUGGAAAGUCUCUUCAUCUUUUCUCCCC